AUGAAAAAAUAUGCUUACGAAUCGAAUCGGUUGUGUGAUCAUGGAGUUGGGAUCGUACAAUCACCGACAGUUCUCCUUUUGGAAGCUGGUCCAGACGAAACGGAAAUAACUGACGUGCCAUCCUUAGCAGCUUAUCUACAACUGUCUCGUAUGGACUGGGCUUACAAAACUAUGUAUACGGGACGAGCGUGUUUGGGGAUGAAGAACGGCCAAUGCAACUGGCCUAGAGGCAAAGUGCUCGGUGGUUCUAGCGUACUCAACUACAUGCUUUACAAGCCGGAUGCAGGAGAUAGUAUUGGAAGGGAAAUAGAUAUAAGGAACGAAAGCAGAAAACAAAUCGUUACGGCAAAAAAAGAAGUCGUCAUGUCAGCCGGUUCAAUCAACACCCCCCAAAUCCUCAUGCUGUCUGGCGUCGGCCCUAGAGAGGAACUCGACAAGCACGGUAUCCCGGUAUUGGCAGACUUGAAAGUUGGCGAGAACCUUCAGGACCACGUCGCUAUGGGAGGACUAACGUUUAGGAUCAACAAGCCCGUUUCGAUAGUGCAGGACCGGUUUCAGGCGUUCCCGAUGACGAUGCAGUAUGUCAUGCAUAGAAAAGGACCAAUGACGACACUUGGCGGAGUUGAAGGAUUAGCUUUCGUCAACACAUAUCUAGGUAAGAAGUAA
Acanthoscelides obtectus is the source of this 666-nucleotide messenger RNA. The record is from the annotation of a GenBank genome assembly. Lineage: Eukaryota; Metazoa; Arthropoda; Insecta; Coleoptera; Chrysomelidae.